This is a messenger RNA of Xyrichtys novacula (pearly razorfish), 6431 nucleotides long. The record is from the annotation of a GenBank genome assembly. Lineage: Eukaryota; Metazoa; Chordata; Actinopteri; Labriformes; Labridae.
ACACACUCGCUUGCCUGUGAACCACCAGCAGGGACUUCUCUUGGUUCACAUCGACUCUCUUUGGAGAAACCGUGGGAGCGCUCUAAUUGGCGGCCGUAAAAGAGAAAGGAAGUAUUUAGUUCACUCCGUUUUCAUUGGAAGAGAAAGUCGAAGAUAUUUUAGCGGAGAUUUAAUCCACGAGCCAGGAUCUUCUGUCUUUAAACCCAAAGAGAAAACUCUCAACUCUUUGACAAUGUCCGCCUUUAAUAGAGGUCCCUCCUACGGACUAUCAGCGGAGGUCAAGAACCGGGUAUGUAUUCAUUAUUUUAUACAUCAAAGGCUUUAAGUCACGCCAAAGUUUCCCUCUCAUCGUCCGGUCAUUGUGCUAAACACAGGAGUCAAGUACGGGAGUCACCUGGGCUCCAUCUUGAUGCGCGUGCACAGGUUAAAAGGUAGACAGAGGCGAUGAAAAACCGGCGUCCCAAGUGAUUUUUGGAGAUUUUUUAAGAGGUUAAACUCACUUAAAAGUUAUCAUUAAACUUCCUUUUAUCAUUCACACAUCGUGCAGAUCAUAAUCGUGUUCGAGUUUAACACACUAAAAAGCAGAAUAAAGUUUUAUUUUUUAUUCAUUUAAAGGACAAACUAAAAACCAGAGUAUGGGCGUUGUCCCUCUUGACGAAGAAGAAGUGUGUCGUUGUGGCAAAAUUGUUCACGCUGUUUCCAGACUUUUCUGUUUAGUGUGCUGCAGAUUGUUGCCCAGCAUUGUGACCCGCAUUAGCAGAUAAUGUAAUUCACUCAUCAGUUCCAGCACUUGGUUGUGUCCAACUUUUAUUAUUGUCCCUUUGUGUCUCAUUAUUGUCUCUUUAAAAUAGAAAAACAUGUCUGUACUUCCCCCUCUCCAGUCAUGCUUCUUUUUUAAUUGACUUGUGAUUUAUUUCCUUUAACCAGAUAAGAAUAGAAAGGCCUUUUGUUUAUCACAAUCCAUUAAAAUUGCGUCCUUGUGUGGACAGGAGUUAAACAAACCACACAGUCUCCAAAGUGGACCCUUUCGUUGGUAAUGUAUAACUUUCUGAGUGGGGCCUCGUUGAGCAGAGCACCUUGUUUAUUUAGAUCUGCCUGUGCACAUUUACAUCCACUUGAAAUCCUAGACUUGAUGCUGCUGGUGUAAACUUUCAGACCACGUUACUGUGCAUCUUUCCUCCUUUUAAAAAAACACAGGUGUGUCUGUGCAUUACUGUUUCAUCUCUAGUCUUUGCCAAGUUGCCACGGAGAUCUUCAGUUUCCACUUUCAUUCCUGCCUGUGAUUCUUUAACCCACCUUCAGCUGAUUUCUUUCUUCACUCUGCAUUCCUGUGCAGGGAAAAGGGUCAUGUCCCCUCCCCGUAUCUGUGCAGAACAACAUGUGCUGGACGUAAAGAAAACCUAGGCUCUAGAUUUACUCUGUUUUUUACCCUUGAUGGCCUUGAAGGGAGGGGGGUGUAAAGUGAUGCUGACUAGAGUGGUAUUUCCUGCCAUUGGUGACGUAGCCUUGACCAUGAAAUGUUAGGAAUUUGAGGAUUUAUAUCCUCCUUCCUUUUUAUUUUUAAAGCCAGAGGAAAUUUUAAAAGCUUGGAGAAGGAUGAAAACAUUUAAAAUUUCCACUGCAGACUCUUUGUGUUAAUUCAUUCAUUCGUUGGAACAACACAGAAGCACACACACUCUUUCAUCCAGGGGUAAAUUCCUCCCGUUCAGCUUGUCUCUGUAAAUUACAUCUGUCUGAUACUCUGUGGGCAAUUAAAAUAGCUAGAGUUGUUUUUAAUACGGGGAUAACUUUAUGAAAGAAGCAUAAUUAGAAGACAGACAUUCCUCAAGAGUACAACCAGCUGUGAGCUCAGUGCGGCCAAGCUUCCAUGUAUAAUAGUAGGCUAAACUUGGCGGUUUGGUUUCUUCGGUUGCCCUCAGGACAGAGGGAGAUUGUUAGCUGCUUGUGAGUUUGCACGAAGCUCAGUCAACACCUUAUUCCUCGCUGGAGGAGAGGAAAUCCAUACCUGUUUCUGUUUCUAGCGCUGCCUGAUUUGGUGACUGUUGUUUACGUGACCAUAAUGCUCUUCCUGAAUGGCCUCUUUCUGAGCCAGUGUAGCGUGUUUCUCACACUUCUGCCGUCAAUCAAAAAAGGCUUAUAAAUCUGAGUAACGCCUCAAGAGUAACACCCCUGCAAGAAAGUCAAUCUUUGUGCUGCUUUAAGACCCGUAAAGCUCUCCCUUCCUCCCCCUUUUUCUGAACUUACUGCCUUCCUGUGUUUCAGGAGAAUUUAGCAGUUUACCAAACAGGAUAUCCGUGUGUGUGUGUGCGUGUGUGUGAUUUAGAGUGUGUAUUUUGUCGCGUCAGUGUCACCUUUAUUUAUGAGGGCUAAGAGAGACAAAACCCUCUCUGUAGACAUAUCAUAAUACACUGGGGUAAAGUUACAUUCAGAGGUGACCCUGACAUAAGAUUAGAUGAAGUCAUAGCAAACCUUUGAGCAGGUUCAUGACACAGUGUGUGUUUUAUGAUCCCUACUGUUUAAUCAAUGACACUGAUUCAUAGUAGUAGUGGGAUGAAUACAAGUUUUAAGUGGCAUUUUGCAGACAAAAAAAGUAAACAAAAAACAAACAAACUGUGCUUUCUUAACUGGACUUAGCUAGUGGAACAAUUUUGACCUUUGACCUCUCUCUGCCCAACCAGAUCGCACAGAAGUAUGACUCUCAGAAAGAGGAGGAGCUGAGGAUCUGGAUUGAAGACAUCACUGGCACCUCUAUCGGGCCUGACUUUCAAAAAGGCCUGAAGGAUGGAGUCAUCCUGUGCGAGUAAGCAGCACAAAUCACAGGAGAAACCAUCACUGGAAUUACAUCUUUUCUAAAUAAUGCAAUCUAAAAUUUUUUACUCUUUUUAUCCUUUCAGACUUAUCAACAAACUUGCCCCAGACUCUGUGAAAAAAGUCAACAAAUCAUCACUGAACUGGCAUCAGGUGAGUAAGUCAAUGACGUGUAGAUUUGACAUCAAUUGAGGGUGCGGUUACAUUGAGUUUCUUUGUGUGGCACCAGUUCAUUGAAACCCGUAAGGACACUGACCUUUGCACAUAGCUAACUAAUAGUGGCAUUGUGUUUCUUACAUGUCAAAAUGUCCAGGUACUGAAUCAUGCUAACUCAUGGCUUUACUUAUUGUCAGAGUCACAAACUUCCCUUUGUUUUAGAGCCACUGCUCAAGCUGCCUCUCAAACUGGUUUCCUGGGAGGUGUGACUGGUCUCUGUAAACACACUCCCUCAUUAGAGAAGGGCUGAGUGCUUUUUAAAGCUACAGGAGCGCAUCUGAAUCAAAGUGGAAUGCAAAGAAGAAUAAUCCCAGUGCUCUUGCUCUUAAUCCUGCACACAUAGUUGUUGAUCUUGUUUUGCAUAUGUUGCUGUUUCAGCUGGAGAAUCUGACAAACUUCACCAGAGCCAUCAAGACCUAUGGACUGAAGCCUCAUGACAUCUUUGAAGCCAAUGACCUGUUUGAGAAUGGAAACAUGACGCAAGUCCAGACGACACUGCUUGCACUCGCCAGCAUGGUGAGACUCGCCCGUUUCUAAUGGAACUUGUUAUACAAAUGCCCAUCUUUGUUUCCAUGGUGCAUGAUUGAAUUGACAGGAUGAUUGAAUGCAGCUGAAUUAACUUCUUAACCAUCUUGUUUCUCAGGCAAAGACCAAGGGCUGCCAGUCAAGGGUGGACAUAGGGGUGAAGUAUGCUGACAAAGCAGAGAGGAUGUUUGAUGACGAGAAGAUGAAGGCUGGACAGUGCGUCAUUGGUCUGCAGGUAUAUAUAGCACAUCUAUACAUUUUUUAGACUGCUGAGUACGAAGAAGGGUUAAAAAUCUCAAGGGAGUCAGCAACUUUAUCUGAUACUCUGUUAUCCAACCAGAAAAACUCAAAGCUGCAAAAUCCCCAUAACAUCACAUUCCUUUGUGUUAACCUCUCAGAUUACCAAACUGUGUGUUCGUGCAUGUCUGAGAGUGAGCUUCAUGGCUGUAACUGAUAAAAUUAUCCAAUAACCAUAUGACAGUUUUUCAAAGCCAAAGAAAGAAAUGCAUCCUACAGCGAAAGACUGAUAACGAAAAUCAAAUGACAGCUCAUUAAUAUGGCAUUCGGACCCGACAGAGGUGAGGUGCAUCACAUGCUCUGAAAGCUGAGCUGUAUGAGGUGAAACUAUUGCGAAACCGGGCAGACUGUCAUGAUCUCAUGUCAGGCACAGCAUACUUCAGAAUAAGUGCUGCUCAUUGUUCGCUCUGCCUCUUAAGCUUCUGUGUGUGUUAUUGUUUCUGUUGCCAAGACGGAUUUCAUGCAGACAUGAGGGCUACCUAAACAGUGAAGAAACUCACAAACCCACUUACUGUUGACAGCCGACUCUACGUGGAGUCACAGGACCGAAACUUUCAAGUAUAUGUUGGUUUCAGAGUGACGACUGUCAGUCACAUGAAGAAUGCAGGGAUAUAUUGUGCGACAACAUUUCAACACUGUCUUUAACUUUGAAAGUGCAGCUAGCAAACAAUACAAGGUCUCACUGUUCUUUCUGUUUUCAGAUGGGGACCAACAAGUGUGCCAGUCAGACAGGUAUGAACGCAUACGGCACCAGGAGGCACCUGUACGACCCCAAAGCAAAAAUCGAGCCCCCAAAGGACAACACAACCAUCAGCCUGCAGAUGGGGACCAACAAAGGGGCAAGCCAGGUACUGCAGCGUACUCCCCACAUCUCAUAAAUCCAAUAUUCUGGGACUCAAGUGGAAACAUGCCUGGGGCACUGCUCAUUUCCCGUCCUUCCACUGCUGUAAACCUCUGUCAUGUUUAGUCUUGUAUGGCACAGUUUGCCUUCACUGGUGGAAAUCAAACUCUGGAUCAGCACUCCUGAAACAACAGAACUGCUUAAACAGGACAGCAACGGUUGCAUAACCGGUAUGAUGUCAAAAUAAAACUGAUGUGUGUAACCCUUGUUUUCUUCUCCCUCUGUGUACACUCAGGCUGGGAUGACAGCUCCAGGGACAAGGCGUGCCAUCUAUGACAAGAAGCUGGGCACAGAAAAGUGUGACAACAGCACCAUGUCUCUACAGAUGGGCUACAGCCAGGGAGCCAACCAGAGCGGUCAGAACUUUGGCCUAGGCCGGCAGAUAUAUGACGCCAAGUACUGUCCUAAAGCUGGAGAGGUUGUCGAGGAUCAAAAUGGGGCAGGCGUUGCCCACGAAUAUAUCCCUGAUUACCAAGAUGAGGGUUACCAAGGCUACCAGGAAGAGGAGCAGGUGUACCAAGAUGACGGGACGGAUUAUUAAAACAGGAGUGAGCUGAGGAAGGAAAAGGGAGGUUGAAUAAAGGAGGCGAGAAGACCUCACUCCAGGUGGUUUAUUUUUAUAUCUGUAGGAUGUUGAGUUGAGCCCUUCUCUUGGUCAUAUCCUCUCUAGUAUUGUAUUAAACUGUUGUUUUUUUUUACCCCAUUUGUGGAAAACCUUUUGUCACACACAUAUCAUGAUGAAUUGUAUUUCUGUGAUUAUUUUUGUUUUUAUUUAAAGAAAAAAAAAAAAAGAAGUCAAUCUUUUUUGGUCUCAGUUUUAUCACAGGGAUUUUUUUAACGUGCCAAAGCCCAGUUUGUUUGACUCAGUUGUUUUCGCUGACUCAUCAGUUACAUUAUUAAGGGAGAUCCUUUUGGAUUUUUUAUUGUAAGGGCAACAUAAAACCAAAAGUGAAACUGUAGUAUGAUUUUUUAAAGCAGUUUUUGAUAUAGUACAUCUUUUUGUAAUUGAAACAACCAUUCCUGUGUUUUUCUCUUAUAGCUGCACCGUCAGUGUAAACAAUGUCAUUCCCUUGAAUAAGAAUGUACAUUGUCUUUUUUUUUCAGCAGUUACUUCAGUAUUGCUCACUGGCAGUCAGUAGUGUACAGUUUGGGUUUUCAAACAGUGAAGUGCACAAAAUGGAUAAAGACAGUUUUUUUUUUUUUUUAUUAUUCCUAUAGAACAAACCACUUAUUAACAUUCUGCCUCUUCUCUCACUCGUUUCGGUUAUUUCGUUUUUAAUAGAGGAAAUAUUUCCUCUGUUUGUAUAACCAGUCCAACUGGAGUUCAGCUUGUUUUCUUUGGAUUUAGGCUGGUGGGGGAGGAUAAAAUAAUACUCGAGUGAAGUUUUCAACAUUCCAAGCACAAAUACUGGAUUCUUUUUGUCAGUGAAUAACGUUGAAGUGAAUUAUUCUUAAAUAUUGUUUGACAUGCAGACCAAUCCUUCAAUUAUAUUAGGUCACUGUUAUUUAUACACAUUUGUGAUUUAAAUGGGGGUUGUUUUUUAUUUUUACCUUGACUUUGAAUAACAUUUGGUAUUGGACUAUACUUUUUCCUCUGGAAUAAUCUGUAUAACAGCGGAAAAAGAAAUAUUUGAAUUGAAUAUGUUUCUGUGAAUACGAUGUAAUAAAGAUGUGUAUUCAUUAA